Molecule: messenger RNA, 1346 nt
Organism: Tarenaya hassleriana
Lineage: Eukaryota; Viridiplantae; Streptophyta; Magnoliopsida; Brassicales; Cleomaceae
Exons: 9
Coding region: 91-1125 (344 amino acids)
Biological process (GO): endoplasmic reticulum tubular network organization; membrane organization
Cellular component (GO): membrane; endoplasmic reticulum
Source: RefSeq, a predicted model, not a curated record
GAACAACAAAGUCUUCGAGUAUCGUCGCUCCCGCAUUUCUCCGGUGGAGGAGGAAGAAGACGAAGAAUCUAGAAUCUUCGAUCGAUCUCGAUGGCUGAAGGCGGCGAAGAUCCGCAGCGGCUGAAGCGUAUUGCGGCGGCGGCGUACGACUACGAAAAUGACUCGAGGUGGGCGGAUUACUGGUCCAACAUCCUCAUCCCUCCUCACAUGGCUUCUCGCCCCGAAGUCGUCGAUCACUACAAGCGCAAGUUUUACCAACGUUACAUCGAUCCUGACCUUGUUGUGGAGCCUAUGUCCUCAACUUCAUCAUCUUCUUCGCAAUCUGCCAGACCGUCUGCUUCAUCAUCCGCUUCAACAAAUGAACAAGCUCGGCCACGUAGCUCAGGAACAGUUCCUAGAACGUCUGGAGCAUCAGCUACUGCAGGUGCAAAUCCAACUUCUGUGCGCUGGGAUCGGCAGACGAUUCAAUUUUCUGUCAAUGCUUGGGUGCUUGUUGUAGCUGUCCUUGCAGUGUUUCCUGUUGUGCCGAAGAAUCUCUCAAAUAGGGCUUAUCGGCUAUCCUUCAUGGGAACUGCAUGUUCUUCUCUAUAUUCAUUAUACUCCCUAUAUGGGGGGCCAAGAGCGUGGAAUAUGCAGGCGUUGCAAGGUUAUUUUCAGUCAAUUGUUGGAGCCAAGGAUUUCAUCUAUUUCAUCUACUGCCUUACUUUUGUCACAUCACAUCUCACUCUCAAAUUUGCUUUGAUACCCAUCUUGUGUCGAGCUCUUGAACAUGUAGCCAAGUUCUUGAGACGCAACUUUGCUCGUUCCACUAUAUACAGGAAGUACUUGGAAGACCCUUGUGUGUGGGUAGAGUCGAACACGACUACCCUCAGCAUCCUCUCAUCACAGGCUGAAAUUGCAGUUGGAUUCCUCUUGAUUAUCUCUUUGCUCUCAUGGCAACGCAACAUUAUACAAACGUUCAUGUACUGGCAGCUGUUGAAGCUGAUGUACAAUGCGCCAGUGACGGCUGGGUACCACCAGAGCACGUGGGGUCGGAUCGGCAGGACGGUGAAUCCCAUCAUCCAACGCUACGCCCCCUUCUUGAACUCUCCGGUCGCGGCCAUACAGAGAUGGUGGUUCAGGUGAAUGCCUUGCAGAGAGAGAUAGAUAGAUAGAUAUGAAGCUGUUUCAUAUGGAUUUAGUGGCAUCACCCUUUUUUUUUCCCGUAUUUUCUUCCUAUUACAAAGAUUUUCACUGACAAGUGUUUCAUGUUUACGUAAUAAUGUUGGAUAGCAGUAAUCACAUUGUUACAAAACAUUCCCUUUGCUUGCUUUUGAACAAAACCAAGAAUGGUUGGAACAUGAUGA